Cercopithifilaria johnstoni is the source of this 1209-nucleotide messenger RNA. The record is from the annotation of a GenBank genome assembly. Lineage: Eukaryota; Metazoa; Nematoda; Chromadorea; Rhabditida; Onchocercidae.
AUGUCGACGUCAACAAGCAACACUGGUCGCCCUUCCGUCACUUGGGCCGACGUAGCCGAUUAUACAAAUGAAGCUUUGCUUUCUGAUCUACAACAUACAACGGAGGUAUUGAAACGAGCUAAAUUUAACGGUCGUUGUUCAUCCAAUAUAUCCGAUUUGGAGCCCGUUUAUCAGGAACAAACUAGAAGUUACGGCAGUUCUUUUCAUGGCUUGGACAGUAUCGAACAAAUGUUGGAUGAUUAUUCACAAAAGAGGAGAAGUCCUGAAGAUGAAUGCUAUGCGAAUUCUUUAACAAACCAAGCGGAAAGGCCUACAGUGCAAAGCUUGUUUAGAGAGCUUGAACAUGAUAGUUGCAACAGAAGUGUAAGUGGUCAUUUAUCGCAAUCAUCUGGUAAUGUCCAGCAGAACUCGCCGACGGGCGAUCCGCUUCAGCUGGAUUCGAUGUUGGGAACACUACAAAAAGAUAUGUCAAAGCAUGGUAUCAGCACGAUUCCCAAAGGCGAUUGCGCUUCAUGUGGAAAACCGAUUGUUGGACAGGUGGUCAUAGCGCUGGGUAAAAUGUGGCAUCCAGAGCACUACGUAUGCUGUCAAUGUGGUGAAGAGCUGGGACAUCGGAAUUUCUUCGAGCGAGGUGGUAAAGCAUACUGUGAGAAUGACUAUCACGAUAUGUUUUCUCCCCGAUGUGCAUAUUGCAAUGGGCCAAUCAAAGAUCGAUGUGUGACGGCACUUGGUAAAACAUUUCACGCAGAGCACUUUGUAUGUGCAGAAUGUGGCCGCCAGUUUGAAGAGGAGGGAUUCCACGAAAAAAACGGUAAACCUUACUGCAAAACGGAUUUCUUCCGAAUGUUUGCACCGAAAUGCAAUGGUUGCAAGAAUCCGAUAAAAAUGCAUUUCAUAACAGCACUGGGCACACACUGGCAUCCUGAGUGCUUUAUUUGCCAGGAGUGUGGAAAGGCUUUCGAAACAGGAUCAUUUUAUGAGCAUGGUAAUAUACCACUGUGCGAAAUGCACUAUCACGAGAAGCGUGGUAGUUUGUGCGCUACUUGUCAAAAGCCUAUUAAUGGCCGAUGUGUCUCCGCCGUGGGACAGAAGUUUCAUCCCGAACAUUUCUGCUGCUCCUACUGUCGUAAGCAGCUGAACAAGGGAACAUUCAAAGAAGUGGAUCGAAAGCCAUUCUGCCAUAAAUGUUAUCAAACAACCCAUCCCUGA